This is a messenger RNA of Bipolaris zeicola 26-R-13, 1752 nucleotides long. RefSeq lists its product as uncharacterized. The coding region runs from base 1 to 1752 and encodes 583 amino acids. NCBI's taxonomy places the organism in Eukaryota, Fungi, Ascomycota, Dothideomycetes, Pleosporales, Pleosporaceae. Gene Ontology annotation, biological process: carbohydrate metabolic process; purine ribonucleoside salvage. Gene Ontology annotation, molecular function: phosphopentomutase activity; magnesium ion binding. The record is from RefSeq and is a predicted model, not a curated record. The transcript has a single exon.
AUGACCAAGGAUAUCAAAGAGUUGGCGAGCGAGUGGCUAGAGCUGGACGAGGACAAGACAACGACUGACGAGAUCUACAAACUUUUGGUCAACGGCGACCACGAUGAGCUCGAAAGGAGACUGCGACACCGCAUUGCCUUUGGUACUGCCGGACUCAGAGGACCAAUGCAGGGCGGCUUUGCUUGCAUGAACUCCCUGACAGUUAUCCAAGCUUCGCAAGGACUGGCUGCAUACCUCUUGAAGACCGAGGAAAAUGUAAAGAAGAGGGGUGUGGUCAUUGGCCGGGAUGCGCGACACAACUCUGAGAAAUUCGCCAAGCUCACGGCCGCCGCAUUCGUGGCAAAGGGUAUCAAGGUGUGGUGGUACGAGGAGCCUAGUCAUACGCCCAUGGUCCCUUUUGGUGUGCGCGAGCUUGAAGCUGCCGCUGGUAUCAUGAUUACUGCAAGCCAUAACCCGGCCAAGGACAACGGCUACAAGGUAUACUGGUCAAAUGGUUGCCAGAUCAUCCCUCCACACGACAGCGGCAUUGCACAGUCUAUCUUGGAGAACCUCAAGCCCGUCACUUGGGACACUUCAGUGGUGGAAAGCUCGCUUUUGGUCGAGGGAAGCUUAGGGCUAGUGCAGGACACAUACCACAAGGCCAUUCUCUAUGCAGCACACCCUGAGCAUGUUCAAGUCAAGAUGGAUCCAGAACUCAAAUUCGUAUAUACCCCCAUGCACGGUGUGGGACUUCCCGCAAUGCAGCGAUGUGCUCAAACUCUUGGAGUCGCUUCUCAGAUGAGCAUUGUCGAGGCUCAAGCACAACCCGACCCAGACUUCCCAACGGUGAAAUUUCCGAACCCAGAAGAAAAGGGGGCAUUGGAUCUGGCAAUUGAAACUGCGGAAAAGUCCUCGACACGCCUAAUUCUCGCUAGCGACCCUGAUGCGGACCGACUUGCAGUAGCGGAGAAGGUGGGUGAUAAAUGGCACAUCUUCACAGGCAACCAGCUUGGAGUACUGCUUGGCUCUUACCUCUUCGAGCGCUAUCCCACCUCGAAGCCGCGAGAGAAGCUUGCCAUGCUGGCUUCCACAGUCAGUUCCCGGAUGCUUGCUGCGCUCGCUAAGAAGGAAGGCUUCCAUUUCACAGAGACCUUGACUGGGUUCAAGUGGCUCGGCAAUGUAGCGCGACAGCUCGAGAGCAAGGGCUACGACGUUGCGUAUGCCUUUGAAGAAGCUCUGGGCUACAUGAUCCCACAAACUGUGCACGACAAGGACUCGAUCAGUGCUGCAGCAGUUUUCCUCACAGCCGCGUCACAGUGGUCGUCACAAGGGCUUACACCCUAUGCCAAGCUGCAGCAACUCUACAAGUAUCUCGGCUAUUUCGAAGACGCAAACACGUACCUCGUGUCACCAUCACCGUCGGUGACUACCUCAGUGUUUACAGCCAUCCGUGCACUUGGCAGCCCAUACCCAACUACUAUCGGGACGCGGAGGAUUGUGCGCUGGCGCGAUUUGACACUAGGCUAUGACUCAAAGAGUGAGGAUCACAAGCCUGAUCUGCCUAUCGACCCGACCGCCCAGAUGAUCACCUGCGAACUAGAUGAUGGGGCCGUCUUUACCGUCCGAGGCAGCGGGACGGAACCGAAGAUUAAGCUUUACAUUGAGUGCCAGGGCAAGAGUAGUGAGGAGGCCAAGCAGGGUGCUAACGGCAUCUUGGAGGAUCUGCUGAGAGAGUGGUUCAAGCCCGAGGAGAAUGGUCUCCGGCUGGCGUAA